Molecule: messenger RNA, 1128 nt
Organism: Carlito syrichta (Philippine tarsier)
Lineage: Eukaryota; Metazoa; Chordata; Mammalia; Primates; Tarsiidae
Product: 5-hydroxytryptamine receptor 3E-like
Biological process (GO): nervous system process; chemical synaptic transmission; signal transduction
Cellular component (GO): neuron projection; synapse; membrane
Molecular function (GO): neurotransmitter receptor activity; transmembrane signaling receptor activity; extracellular ligand-gated monoatomic ion channel activity
Source: RefSeq, a predicted model, not a curated record
AUGUCUGCCAUCCUAGAUGUGGAUGAACAAUUACAGCUCUUGUCAUCAUUCCUGUGGCUGGAAAUGGUCUGGGAUAACCCGUUUAUCAGCUGGAACCCAGAGGAGUGUAAGGGCCUUACGAAGAUCAGCAUGGCAACCAAGAACCCGUGGCUCCCAGACAUUUUCAUCGUUGAGUUCAUGGAUGUGGGUAACCCAAAAGACCUCACAGCAUAUGUAAGUAAUGAAGGUCGCAUCAAGUAUAAGAAACCCAUGAAGGUGGCCAGUAUCUGUAACCUGGACAUCUUCUACUUCCCCUUUGACCAGCAGAACUGCACACUCACCUUCAGGUCCUUCCUCUACACAGUGGAUAACAUGCUGCUGGGAAUGGAGAAAGAAGUGUGGGAAAUAGCAGACACGUCCCGGGACAUCGUUUAGACCCAUGGAGAAUGGGAGCCUCUGAGCAUCAACAAGGCCACCCCGAGAAUAUCUGUGGCCAUCAGGCGUAGGCCCAGCCUCUAUGUGAUAAACCUUUUGGUACCCAGUGGUUUUCUGGUUGCCAUUGAUGCCCUCAGCUUCUACUUGCCAGCCGAGAAUGAGAAUCAUGCCCUGGUCAAGAUAACACUUCUGCUGGGCUACAACGUCUUCCUGCUCAUGAUGAAUGACUUACUCCCCACCAGUGGCACCCCCCUCAUCAGUGUCUACUUUGCCCUGUGCCUGUCCCUGAUGGUGGCCAGCCUGCUAGAGACCAUCUUCAUCACCUACCUGCUGCACCUGGCCACCACCCAGCCCCCACCCAUGCCUCGGUGGCUCCACGCCCUGCUGCUGCACUGCACCAGCCCAAGGAAAUGCUGCCCCACUGGGCCCCAGAAGCGAAAUAAGGGCCUGGGACUCACCCCCACCCACCUGCCUGAUGAGGGAAGUCUGAAGGAGCCAGAGGUGCUGGCAGGGCAGAUGCCAGGCCCCAGAGAGGCGGAACCGACUGGAAGCUCAGGAUGGCCAAGGGCCCAGCAGGAACAGGAGGCCCGGGAGCAGCCCUCCGUGGAGCUGUGGGUGCAGUUCAGCCACGCGAUGGACACCCUGCUCUUCCGCCUCUACCUGCUCUUCAUGGCCUCCUCCAUCCUCACUGUCAUCGUCCUCUGGAACACCUAG